Molecule: messenger RNA, 1598 nt
Organism: Penaeus indicus
Lineage: Eukaryota; Metazoa; Arthropoda; Malacostraca; Decapoda; Penaeidae
Exons: 5
Source: RefSeq, a predicted model, not a curated record
AUGAAGGCAGAACUUCAGUCACAAGACUGGGAUGUUCGCCUGGUGGGGAAUGCAAACGACAAAGCAUCUUCCAUUACCAGCCUCCUCACUGAAAUGCUGGAGAAAUACGUCCCUUCACGGACAUACAUCACAAAACCAGGGGACCAAGCCUUAAAUGACAGCCACGUGCAAAUGGGCCCGCAACAGAUGGCAAGAGGACACAAAGCGCAAACUGUCACUUUAGGAGCAGGCAGCAAGGAGUGGUGGUCGCUCGAGAAGGAGCACCAAGGGGAAACCCGGGAAUCCACAAUGCCUCCACUAACCAAGCCCGAUGGAACAAAUGCCUCGAGCAAUCGGGAAAAAGCUAACCUUCUGGGAAACAUGUUCAGUUGUAAAAUGACAGUGCCAGAUGCUAACAGGACACCACCAGAGAUACUCUCAAUGUACCAUGAACAACUCCCUGGUCUUCAAAUCUGUCGCAUCAGAACAAAAGAGAUCCCUCAGAACCUAGACACAAAGAAAGCCCCAGAGAACUACCGGCCCAUCUCCCUUCUGCCAUGCAUCAGCAAGGUAUUUGAAAAGAUCAUUGCUGAACAGCUCAUGAAACACCUGGAAAACCAUAAUCUUAUUUCCGUCAGACAGUUUGGUUUUAGAUCCUCCAGAUCGACUGCUGACCUUCUACUGUUGAGUAAAAACUGGCAGGGUGCUCUUGAUGCCGGCCAAGCUACUCUGGUGAUCGCCCUCGGGCGCCUUCGACCGAGAUCUGUACUUGGCCCAAUCCUCUGGAAUAUUUAUAUUGAUGAUAUGCUGAGGGAACAUCCUGAAAUCAAUGCAUAUGCCGAUGACUGUACACUUUCUGUUUCAUACCAACGUGAGGACCACGACGCUGUAGCAACGAAUAUGAAUUCAAAGCUGCAAGCAAUUUACGAAUGGGGAUCACAAUGGCAAGUAAGAUUUACCCCCAACAAGACCCAGGCAAUGGUUGUAUCCCGCUCUCCAGCUGCAUCAGGCGUCAUGAAAGACACAAUCUUAAUGAACAACACCGCCCUUCCACUCGAGGACUUGAUCUCAGUCCUCGGUAUAGACAUAGACAGUGGUCUAAGAAUUAACCGACACGUCAGCAGGAUCUGCAAAACAGCUUCCUUGAAGGUGACAGCCCUUCGACGCAUAUCUCAUCUCCUGAAUCCUCAGGGAAUUCUGACGCUAUACAAGUCCCAGAUCAGACCACACCUAGAAUAUGCCUCGCUUAUCCAGGAAGCCACCAAUCUUCGCCACAUCGACGCGCUGGAACAUUGUCGUGACGUCGGGGCUCUAACGGUGCUCCACAAGGCUCAGGUGCAGCAGGUGCCUCAUCUAAGCAGCCUCCGUCUCCCACCCUACGGCCGAGAGAGAAGUACGAGGACGGUACACUCUAAUCGGCUCCUGGUGGAAGUUCCGAGGUCGCGGUCUAGCCAGCAUCAGCGCACCUUCUCUGCCAGAGCAGCACGUCUGUGGAAUGCAUUCACAUCCACCAUCGAUGUCACCGAAAUGACAACGCAACAAGUGAAGGCAGCGGCUCACCAAUGGCGGUCGAGCCAGCCAUCACCUCUUAACCUCCUACACUCUCAUGGCGAAACAUU